Molecule: messenger RNA, 1635 nt
Organism: Dipodomys spectabilis (banner-tailed kangaroo rat)
Lineage: Eukaryota; Metazoa; Chordata; Mammalia; Rodentia; Heteromyidae
Product: endogenous retrovirus group K member 10 Gag polyprotein-like
Exons: 3
Coding region: 1-1635 (544 amino acids)
Biological process (GO): viral process
Molecular function (GO): structural molecule activity; nucleic acid binding; zinc ion binding
Source: RefSeq, a predicted model, not a curated record
AUGGAUCAAGGAAACAGCCGCACAUUAUAUGUGCAGGCUCUUAAGGGCAUGCUUCAAGCUCUAGGAGUAAAAGUUGGACAGAGUCAAUUAGAGAGCUUCUUUUGCUUUAUUGAGGAAGUAUGCCCCUGGUUUCCGGAGGAAGGAACCAUUAGUUUAGAAACUUGGCAAAAAAUAGGAAAAAUGAUUCAGGAGCAUUAUGAUGCAAAUGGCCCUGAAAAAACCCCAGUGGAUGCUUUUACACUUUGGAAUUUAGUUCGAGACUCUCUGGACCCCAGACAUGAACAAAUAAAAUUUAAUCAGUUGAUUAGGAAAGUUGGACAGGGUAACGAGUCUCGCCCUGCCCCAGGAGCACAUACUGCUGCCCAAAAGAAAUCAAAUACAUUGAUAAAAGUUGAAUCUAUUGAGUCAGAAAAUGAGAAAAAUUCAGAUGGCUCGGAUGCUGAGGAAAAGUCAGAUGACUCAGAUACUGAGGAAAAAAUAUAUGAUGAGCCUAUUGAGGAUAAAACAGUCCAUUUUGAGGAAAUGUUAAAUUCUUUUAUGAAAAAAUUGUCACAGAUUGAAGCAAUGCAACGACCCCCUUUAAGGGUGAAUGUUUGUGAGCCCACUUUAACAGCUCUAGGGGACUCAGAUUUCUUUCCCCCACCCCCUCUGCCUGUUAUUCCCCAGACGCAGUCUACUCGGCAUAGUGCCUUGCAGCUCUCAUUAGCACAGGCUGAUCAAAGAGGGGAGGAUAUUUCUGGUUUUCAUUUAUUUCCUGUAAUGGAGGACCAAAACCAACAAAGAACUCACCAACCUAUUCAAUUUAAACAAAUAAGAGACUUGAAAAACGCUUGCGCUCAAUAUGGACCUACAGCUCCAUUUACGCAGGUAAUUUUGGAAAUAUUGUCCACUGAUGCUUUAUGCCCUAAUGAUUGGAAACAAUUAGCCAGAGCUUAUCUUAGUGGAGGAGAUUACUUGUUGUGGAAGUCUGAAUUUGUGGAACAGUGUCAGGCCACAGCAGAGGUUAAUAGGGCUAAUAAUAUACCUACUACUUUUGCAGAGCUUGCUGGGGAAGGUGCUUAUAAUGACAUCCAUACCCAGUUAAAUUACCCUGUGGGCGCAUAUGCUCAGAUUAAUGCCGCUGCUAAGCAUGCCUGGAAGAAACUUCCUAACUCUAAUAAGACUGAGGAUCUUUCUAAAAUUAGACAAGGACCAGAUGAAACUUAUCAAGACUUUGUCUCUCGGUUACUAGAGGCAACAAGCCGUCUCAUCCAAGAUGGGGAUGCCGGUAUGGUUCUUGUACAAUUGGCAUAUGAAAAUGCUAAUGCAGCUUGCCAAGCAGCCAUUAGACCACUUAGAAAAAAAGGAGGAAUAACUGAUUAUAUUCGGCUCUGUGCUGACAUUGGCUCAUCCUAUAUGCAGGGCCUCACACUGGCUGCUGCACUUCAGGGACAAACCAUAACUGAAUUCCUCCGCUCUCCCCAGGGAGGCAAAAAUGGAGGAAGAUGUCCCCAAAUUGCUGGACCUCCUGGCAGCUGUUUUUCUUGCGGCCAAAUGGGCCAUCUAACAAUUCAAUGUCCUAAUCAGAAAAAGGGAGCUAAACUAAGGAGAUGCCCCCGAUCUUCAAGCCUACCUGCUGGCAACCAACAGCAAUAA